Nematostella vectensis (starlet sea anemone) is the source of this 932-nucleotide messenger RNA. RefSeq names its product leydig cell tumor 10 kDa protein homolog. The transcript has 3 exons. The record is from RefSeq and is a predicted model, not a curated record. NCBI's taxonomy places the organism in Eukaryota, Metazoa, Cnidaria, Anthozoa, Actiniaria, Edwardsiidae. The coding region runs from base 44 to 325 and encodes 93 amino acids.
CAAAAUGGAAUACUGCAGGCCCGUAGAAUCUUUGUAGAGCAAAAUGGCGCAGAAUCAAGUAAAGAAGAAGAGCAAAUCUGUUAAAGCCACUCACAAGAAGCCAGCGGGUCCCAAGAAAGGAGGAAGGAUUAUUGCACCAAAAAAAUCAAGACAUAUCAAGGCUGCAAAAUUGAAAAAGAACUUUGAGAAGGCAAUCAAAACAAACAUUGAACAAGAACUUGCUGGUCAAGCGACAUCAAAAGAGUCCAAGCCCUUCACUUUUGUCCAAACACCUACUACUGGUACUUCCGGAAAAAAGGGAAAGGGGAAAAAGGGAAAAAAAUAAUUAACUUAGAUUCUAGAGUUUUAGUCCAAAUUGUGACAAGUUUGUACAAAUUAUUUAUGUGCUUGUAGUGUGAUAUUGUACAGUAAACACUUUUGGUGCUCUGUAUUUGAUAAAUCUAAGGGCGCUCAUGCUAAAAAUACAUUUCUUGAAAAUGAAACCAUUGAGAAGUCUUUUUAUCUUAUGAGCCUGGAAAAGAUGGUGUGGUUUCCAAAAACCAAUGGAAUACUGUUUAGUUUAUUUAGUACUAGUACACUGUAAUGUCUUUGUUCUCUUUUGUUCUGGCUUGACUACUACACUUUAACAUUUUGUUGCACUGGAUUUAAAAAAUCAUUCUACCAAUUUAAAAAGUGAUUGUUCACAGGAAUUCUGUAGUAUAAAAUGCUUAUUGAAGUCGUAACCCACAUUUUACCAUGGACAAAGCAAAAAUGGCAAAAUCAAUUUCUGAAAGUCGUGCAGAUGUUUGGAGGUGCAUAAGAAUAGGAGGGGACCUGUGUUUUAAUGGUCUUGAUUUUAUUCUCCUAUGUUGUCUCAGCUCCUGUACCUCACUAGUCCAUGCACUUGUCCUGAGGAUAUUUUUCUAGGUGUUUUAAUAAAAAAAUGACCUAGA